AUGCCCGCACUGGACGAUACAGACUCUGGACAGCGAGUAGAUAUAUUGAUUACAGCUGCUCCUAACAUCAAGGACAUUUACAGAGUGCAAAAGUCACAAAAAAUGAGUAAAGUUCUAAGAAAGUUUUGCCAAAGAAAUAACAUGAACCUCAAAGAAUUUGACCUUUACUUUGAGAAUCAAGGCAUAACUUCGAUUGAUAGUCCGGAAUCUUUGGAGAUGCGAAACGGGGACAGAAUUGAAUGUCGGGUUGUUUUUGAUGGGGUCAUGAGGAAAGCUUAA
Lodderomyces theae is the source of this 279-nucleotide messenger RNA. RefSeq names its product sumo domain-containing protein. The record is from RefSeq and is a predicted model, not a curated record. The transcript has a single exon. The coding region runs from base 1 to 279 and encodes 92 amino acids. Lineage: Eukaryota; Fungi; Ascomycota; Pichiomycetes; Serinales; Debaryomycetaceae.